Messenger RNA from Lindgomyces ingoldianus, 3477 nucleotides. RefSeq lists its product as uncharacterized. Gene Ontology annotation, molecular function: peptidyl-prolyl cis-trans isomerase activity; ATP binding; RNA helicase activity. Lineage: Eukaryota; Fungi; Ascomycota; Dothideomycetes; Pleosporales; Lindgomycetaceae. Gene Ontology annotation, cellular component: nucleus. The transcript is spliced from 13 exons. Gene Ontology annotation, biological process: protein folding; protein peptidyl-prolyl isomerization. The record is from RefSeq and is a predicted model, not a curated record. Bases 1 to 3477 code for a protein of 1158 amino acids.
AUGGCUUCUCUUCAGAGACUCGUUAUUUCGGCUCUACUGAUCUUGUCGAUCACUUUUGUCUUCUUUACGCAAGCCACGGAGGCGGCGAAGGGCCCAAAGAUCACACACAAGGUUUACUUUGACAUUGAGCAAGAUGACAAGCCCAUUGGACGAAUUGUGAUGGGUCUCUAUGGCAAGACGGUGCCUAAGACCGCCGAGAACUUCCGUGCCCUAGCCACCGGCGAGAAGGGCUUUGGAUACCAGGGCUCUACCUUCCACCGUGUCAUCAAGGCAUUCAUGAUCCAGGGUGGUGAUUUCACCAAUGGCGACGGAACUGGUGGAAAGUCCAUCUACGGCCAGAAAUUCCCGGACGAGAACUUCAAGCUCAAGCAUAGCAAAAAGGGAAUGCUCAGUAAGCACGCACAGUUCGCAGAUGACACCAACGGCAGCCAAUUCUUCAUCACUACUGUCGUCACCGGUUGGCUCGACGGCCGCCACGUCGUCUUCGGUGAGGUCCUCGAAGGCUACGAUGUCGUCGAGGCGAUUGAAAACUGCGAGAAGGGUAUGGGCGACAAGCCGGUCAAGACGAUAAAGAUCGCGAAGAGCGGCGAGCUGGAGGUGCCGGAAGAAGAGGCGCUGAUUCUUGUUUUCCCUGAAGAUAUUUACGGAGCAGCAGAGCCUGCCAUCGAAGGCGACAAUCUCGAUGUCACGGCCUCUCAACAAAUACUGCCGUCAGCAGAAGACACUUUGAAGCCCCCGUCUAGCGAGACGGAGCAAAUUACGAUUUCAGCAAAUAGCGAGGAGGGCUUGUCCCUGGGCCAAAAACUAUUUUUCUUGGGCGCGAUCAUCUCGAUUUGCGUGCUGUUCAUUCACUCUCGGAGAGGGGGCGGGCACGUUCACUGCACGCUCCGCCCGAAGAUGUGCAGAGCACGACCCCCAUUUACGAUCGGCCGCGGGCGCGAUAAAUUUUCUCUGCUGGCUUCUUUUGCAAAUGCAAAUUUCGGCUCGCCUGAAGAAUCUGAUGCUGGGGACUCACCGCAAAUCGAGCCCCGUGGCGACGAAAACCUUCUUCUUCCCCCGAUCCCUUCAACCUUUUUCCUUCCCACAUCCUCACCCACACAACAACCCCUCCUUGUCACAGUUUCUGUGAAGUCCUUUCCCUUCUUUUUGGCUGCACUUUCAUUUCUUCCGUCGUUUAGGGAAGAGAGGCGGCUUGAACCUCAUUUCCCAUCACCAACAGUUUCAGGCGCGUUUCUGCCUGCUGUCACGACUCUCAUCUCACUUAGCCCGCAGUAUCUUUCUGUAGCUCACCUCCCGCCCGGCUCGCAGUCAGCCCCAAUAGUAUUUACGCCUCCAUUCAAUAUGGCUGAACAACUCGACAUGGGUCGUCUCUCUCUGAACGACUCUCAGCACGCUGGCAACUUCCCAGACCGUGCUGCCUACAUACCUCCACAUCUUCGUGGUCGACAGGCGCCCGCUCCAGCUCCCGCGCUAAAUGGCCCACCACCGAUGAUGAACGGUGGUGACAUGAACGGCGCCGCUGGACCUGGUGGGCUGAACGGCAGCGCCUGGGGCCCAAGGUCAGUACAACCUGGAGUCAUCGAUGAUGAUCAGGGAAGUAACAAAUUCGACAGCAGAGGUUAUGGUGGUCCCCCUCCCCAACGCCCCACAAGUGGCGGCGGCAACUGGGCUAGCGCCCCUAACUUCACUCCUCGAGGUAGCGAGCCCCCCCAAUACAAUCAACAACCCGGAGGCGGCUGGGGUGCCAACCCGGGCAAAUUCGACCCGAAUGCUUAUGGGAAACCAGGUGCAGGUGGAACAAGUAUUGCACGUGGAUCUGGCGAUGGACAAUGGAGGGACGGCAAGCACAUCCCAGGUCCAGCCAAUCCUCGUGUCGAGCGUGAGCUCUUUGGCGUCCCUAACGAUCCCUCGAAACAACAUACUGGCAUCAACUUCGAAAAGUAUGACGACAUCCCCGUCGAGGCAUCCGGCCAAGGCGUUCCGGAGCCCGUCAUCAAGUUCACGAACCCUCCACUUGACGACCACCUCCUCACCAACAUCGAGCUUGCAGGUUACAAGGUUCCCACCCCUGUACAGAAAUACUCUAUUCCCAUCGUCAUGGGUGGCCGCGACUUGAUGGCCUGUGCACAGACAGGUUCCGGAAAGACCGGUGGUUUCUUGUUCCCUAUCUUAUCACAAGCCUAUAUAACGGGACCGAGCGCUGCCCCGCCAACGGCUGCAGGUGGUUAUGGCUAUGGACGUCAACGCAAAGCCUACCCUACCUCCUUGAUCUUGGCUCCAACCCGUGAGUUGGUUUCUCAGAUAUACGAUGAGGCUCGCAAAUUCGCAUACCGAUCCUGGGUUCGACCAUGCGUUGUCUACGGUGGCGCCGACAUUGGUUCCCAGCUGCGUCAGAUCGAGCGUGGCUGUGACCUUCUGGUUGCUACUCCUGGGCGAUUGGUUGACUUGAUCGAGCGUGGUCGCAUCUCUCUCCAGAACAUCAAGUACCUCGUUCUUGACGAGGCGGAUCGUAUGUUGGAUAUGGGUUUCGAACCCCAGAUUCGUCGCAUUGUCGAAGGCGAAGACAUGCCACCUACGUCUGCCCGUCAGACUCUAAUGUUUUCUGCUACGUUUCCGCGAGACAUCCAGAUGCUCGCUCGCGACUUCUUGAAGGAGUAUAUCUUCCUUUCUGUUGGUCGUGUCGGCUCUACCUCUGAGAACAUUACUCAGAAGGUUGAGUACGUCGAAGACGUCGAUAAGCGUUCCGUUUUGCUCGACAUUCUACAUACCCACGGCGCAGGUCUCACUCUAAUUUUCGUUGAAACGAAACGCAUGGCCGAUUCUCUUUCCGAUUUCCUUAUCAACCAGGGCUUCCCCGCCACCUCGAUCCACGGAGACCGCACUCAGCGUGAGCGUGAGAAGGCUCUUGAGAUGUUCCGCACCGGACGUUGCCCAAUUCUCGUUGCGACCGCUGUUGCUGCACGUGGUCUCGAUAUCCCCAAUGUCACUCACGUAGUCAAUUAUGAUCUUCCCACCGAUAUCGAUGACUACGUCCACCGUAUUGGUCGUACUGGUCGUGCCGGUAACACUGGUAUCUCCACCGCUUUCUUCAACCGUGGCAACCGUGGCGUUGUCCGAGACUUGAUUGACUUGUUGAAAGAAGCUAACCAGGAAGUUCCUUCAUUCCUGGAGAGCAUCGCCCGCGAGGGCUCCGGCUUUGGAGGCGGUCGUGGUGGACGCGGUGGCGGCCGCGGCCGCGGCGCUGGUAAUGCUACCCGCGAUGUUCGUCGCUACGCUGGAGGCGGGGGAGGCAAUGCUGGUGGCUUCGGUGGUGGCGGGAACUGGGGGGGCGCACCACAAGGUGGUUACGGAGGAGGUGGCUUCGGUGGACCUCCAGGAGGCGGCUAUGUAGGCGGCAGUGGAGCCGGGUACGGUGGUGGUUUUGGUGGAGGAGGCUAUGGCAAUCCAUCCGGCCCUGCGGGCAACUCCUGGUGGUAA